AACGACAACUCAGGAUUUAUCCAUUUUGAGGCCGCCUCAAUCUGGGCUAGCACCAACGCAGCAGCCACGGUUUCUUCAUGCAGGUUCAACUUUCGUAAUAUUAACUUCAAUUUUGCAAGUAGCUAGGUGCAGCAGGUGCAGCAGGUGCAGAUUGGAGCCACCCGGCCUACUCUAAAUUGUUGCUUUUGAUGACGGUUUUGAAUUGUACACACAUGCUCAUUGAGGGUCUAGCUCCUAGGGACAGCGCGAUGGCGGCAAAGAGAAGCUUCCGCCUAUGUAGCCUUGUUUUCCUGUCACUCUUGUGCUUCUCGCAUUCUGCGGGGGCGAACGUUAUAGAUGAUGACAACACAGCAAGACUUUUGGAGCUAAACGACAAAACCUUUGAGCAUGACACGCAGGCAGCAAGUGGGCAAACAACGGGGGUCUGGUUCGUCCUUUUUGGCGCACCAAACUGCCCCGCCUGCGAAGCAAUUGAAAAGGCAUUUCGCGAACUUGCACAAGACUUUGAAGACAACGCAAUCUUGGCGAAGGUUGACGUAACGGGAAACCCCGUCACGGCCUAUCGUUUUGACAUCCAAAGCACGCCCAUCCUGAAACUGUUCCGGGACCGGAAAAUGUACUCGUACACGGGAGGUCAUUCGGCAGACCAGUUCAGAGAGUUUCUGGAGGGCGGGUAUCGGGCUGCGCCAGCUGAGAGCGUGCCGCUCGAGAAAGGCGUGGUGCAGCAACUGAGGGAGAAGCUGGCCACCGCGUGGGCUGAGUACAAUAAGUUGAACCCUCUUGCGCGGCUGUCUGGCGCUCUGCUUCUACUCCUGGUGGCCACAUCCUUAAUCCGGUUCCAGCAAGCGGGGACAGAUCGAGUUAAAAAGACAAGCGCUCGAGUGAAGCAGCUACACAAAGCGCAACAAGAGAAGAAAGGGCGAUGAAGUAUCUAAGAUAUCGAACCUGGUCAUUGAGUGCUUUGGAAAGCGUUUGUAUCCUUCGCUUCAACCAUCUCGUAUCACGUCGUGAUUUCAAUGGAGUCUAGUCAAUCUAAAGUGCCUGAAUCCCGUCACCUCGAAAGAUCAAUCUUCGGUCAUGUGCGGUUGCCCUGCAACAUCUCCAUUCAACCUGCAUUUCAGUGUGUCAAGAAUGAGACCAAUGCAUAUCCGCG
This is a messenger RNA of Klebsormidium nitens, 1153 nucleotides long. The record is from the annotation of a GenBank genome assembly. Lineage: Eukaryota; Viridiplantae; Streptophyta; Klebsormidiophyceae; Klebsormidiales; Klebsormidiaceae.